Molecule: messenger RNA, 5785 nt
Organism: Mustela erminea (ermine)
Lineage: Eukaryota; Metazoa; Chordata; Mammalia; Carnivora; Mustelidae
Gene: RPGRIP1L
Product: RPGRIP1 like
Exons: 32
Coding region: 3-4115 (1370 amino acids)
Biological process (GO): retinal rod cell development; non-motile cilium assembly
Cellular component (GO): photoreceptor connecting cilium
Molecular function (GO): thromboxane A2 receptor binding
Source: RefSeq, a predicted model, not a curated record
CCAUGUUUUUCCCGUGCUCCUCUCCGCCAGGCGCCCAACACGCCGUCGGCGCUAUAGCAACGGUAGCUAGCCGCGGGGAGAGAGUGGCGACAUGCACAGACCAUUUAUAUCCGCGUACAAAACUGAGUUAUUGUGGUGCAUCUCUGAAGAAUAGAAACUGUAAAGAUGCCAGAAUUAACUGGACAGCUUGUAUGUUGAGACAGGCCAUGUCUCGUCCCACUGAUGAGACGGCAGGAGACCUGCCUGUGAAAGAUAUAGGUCUAAACCUCUCUGGAAUGGGAGGGUUACAAGAAACUUCAACAACACGGACAAUGAGGUCUCGCCAGGCAGUGUCACGUAUCAGUCGUGAGGAACUGGAAGACAGAUUUUUGCGUCUGCAUGAUGAGAACAUUUUGCUUAAACAGCAUGCCCGCAAGCAAGAGGAUAAAAUUAAAAGAAUGGCCACCAAGUUAAUACGGCUAGUUAAUGACAAGAAAAGAUAUGAGCGGGUUGGUGGCGGCCCCAAGCGGCUGGGACGAGAUGUGGAAAUGGAAGAAAUGAUGGAGCAGCUGCAGGAGAAGGUUCAUGAGCUUGAAAGACAGAACGAAGUCCUCAAGAACAGACUCAUUUCAGCCAAACAGCAACUUCAAAUCCAGGGUCACAGGCAAACGCCGUAUAAUUAUGUGCAAUCUCGUGUUAACACUGGGCGUCGAAAAGCGCAUGAAAAUGCAGGCUUACAGGCAUGCCCCAGGAAAGGUAUUAGAUUCCAAGAUGUCGAUGUAGCAGAAACUCUACAACCCAUGCUUACAAAAUAUGGCAAUAAUUUACUUGAAGAAGCCAAAGGAGAAAUAAGAAAUUUAGAAAAUGUUAUUCAGUCACAGAGAGGCCAGAUAGAAGAGUUAGAGCACUUGGCUGAGAUCCUGAAAACUCAGUUGAGAAGAAAAGAAAAUGAAAUUGAGUUAUCUCUUCUUCAGCUUCGAGAACAGCAGGCUACAGAUCAAAGGUCAAACAUUCGGGACAACGUAGAAAUGAUUAAGCUUCAUAAACAACUAGUGGAAAAAAGCAAUGCUCUUUCAGUAAUGGAAGGAAAAUUUAUUCAGCUUCAAGAGAAGCAAAGAAGUCUCCGGAUCAGCCAUGAUGCCUUGAUGGCAAAUGGAGAUGAGCUCAAUAGGCAGCUCAAGGAGCAGCGUUUAAAAUGCUGCAGUCUUGAGAAACAAUUACAUUCCAUGACAUUUUCUGAAAAAAGAGUAGAAGAGCUGCAGGAUAGAAUUAAUGAUUUAGAAAAGGAACGGGAACUUUUAAAGGAAAACUAUGAUAAACUUUAUAACAGUGCCUUCAGUGCUGCCCACGAAGAGCAAUGGAAGUUAAAGGAACAGCAGCUGAAAGUUCAGAUCGCUCAACUCGAGACUGCCUUAAAAUCUGACCUAACAGACAAAACUGAAAUCCUUGACAGAUUCAAAACCGAAAGAGACCAAAAUGAGAAACUCAGUCAAGAAAACAGAGAACUACAGUUACAGUAUCUGGAACAAAAACAACAACUUGAUGACCUUAAACACCGUCUGAAGUUUUACAACCAGGAGAGUGAUAUUAAUGCUGAGGAACUGAGUGAAGCUCUCCUGCUUAUAAAGGCUCAAAAAUCACAAAAAAACGGAGACCUUUCCUUUUUAGAGAAAGUUGACAAUAAAAUUAACAAAGAUCUAGAACGCUCCAUGAGAGAGCUACAAGCAACUCAUGCAGAAACAGUGCAAGAACUUGAAAAGACACGAAACAUGCUAAUUAUGCAACAUAAAAUUAAUAAAGAUUAUCAGAUGGAAGUUGAAGCAGUGACCCAGAAGAUGGAAAAUUUGCAGCAAGAUUAUGAACUCAAAGUGGAACAAUAUGUUCAUCUUCUUGAUAGCAGAGCUGCACGCAUUCAGAAACUAGAAGCCCAAUUAAAGGAUAUUGCCUAUGGCACCAAGCAGUAUAAAUUUAAACCAGAAAUCACACCAGAUGACUCCAUUGAUGAAUUUGAUGAAACUCUUCACUUAGAACGAGGCGAAAACCUAUUUGAAAUCCAUAUCAACAAAGUAACCUUUUCUUCUGAAGUUUUACAGGCAUCUGGAGAUAAAGAACCUGUCACUUUCUGUACCUAUGCUUUCUAUGAUUUUGAGCUACAGACAACUCCCAUUGUGCAAGGCCUUCACCCAGAGUACAACUUCACUUCUCAAUAUCUCAUUCAUGUUAACGACUUAUUUUUACAAUAUAUUCAGAAGAAUACUAUCACUCUUGAGGUCCACCAAGCUUACAGCACAGAUUAUGAAACAAUUGCGGCAGGUCAGUUGAGAUUCCAUGAAAUCCUAGAAAAAAGUGGUCGAAUAUUUUGCACAGCAAGUUUGGUUGGAACUAAAGGAGACAUCCCAAAUUUUGGCACAGUGGAAUACUGGUUCAGAUUAAGGAUUCCCAUGGAUCAAGCAAUUCGACUUUAUCGAGAACGAGCAAAGGCUUUGGGAUAUAUAACAUCAAAUUAUAAGGGGCCAGAGCAAAUGCAAUGGUCAAGUCAGCCAGCACCCAAAACUUCUCAGCCCAGUUCUACUGAUUCCACAGAUGGCAACUUAAAUGAACUUCAUAUUACAGUCAGAUGUUGCAGCCACUUGAAGUCCCGAGCAAACCACCUUCAGCCACACCCAUAUGUUGUGUACAAGUUUUUUGAUUUUGCAGACCACGAUACAGCCAUCAUUCCCAGUAGCAAUGAUCCACAGUUUGAUGAUCAUAUGUGUUUCCCAGUGCCGAUGAAUAUGGAUUUGGAUCGGUACCUUAAGUCAGAGUCUCUGAGUUUUUAUGUGUUUGAUGAUAGUGAUACUCAAGAGAAUAUAUAUAUAGGAAAAGUCAAUGUGCCUCUGAUUUCAUUGGCACAUGACAGAUGUAUCUCAGGAAUAUUUGAGUUAACAGAUCCUAAAAAGCAUCCUGCAGGAACCAUCCAUGUUAUAUUGAAAUGGAAAUUUGCUUACCUUCCACCAAGUGGAUCUAUAACAACUAAAGACUUAGGAAAUUUUAUACGCAAAGAAGAGUCAGAAGUUGAUCAAAGAGUACCUUCAACAUCCUCUGUUAGCCCAUUAGUUGUUGCACCAACACCUAAACCAAGACAGCGUUUAACACCUGUAGAUAAGAAAGUGUCUUUUGUGGAUAUCACACCACAGCAGAGUUCUGAGAUAACUACUCCUCCUGAAGAUGUGAAGGAAGUUUCAUCAGAAGUUGAGCAUAUGCCAGAAAUAGAAACUGACAUGCCAACUCUUUCACAUGGUCCUGAGGUUUCUCAAGAAAGCGGUGGAGCUAAGGUAAAAGAGAAAAUACAGCAAGGAAAAGAUGAUGAUGUUUCUUUCCUGUCUGAGGGUCAGCUAGCAGAUCAAAGCUGGACUUCUUCUGAAGAUGAAACAGAAAUAACUGAGGAAUUGGAACCAGAAGAUGAGGAAGAGAGAUCAGCAUCUGACAGCGACGAGUGUAUUAUUCCAGGUCCUAUCUCCAAGAAUAUCAAACAGCCAUCAGAAAAAAUUCAGAUUGAGAUCAUAGCUCUAAGCCUUAAUGAUUCUCGAGUAACUGCAGAUGACACUAUCCAACGGCUGUUCGUGGAAUGCAGAUUCUACAGUCUUCCUGCUGAAGAGACACCUGUGUCACUUCCAAAACCCAAGAGUGGGCAGUGGGUCUACUAUAAUUAUAGCAAUGUGAUCUACGUGGAUAAAGAGAACAACCAAGCAAAGAGAGACAUCUUAAAAGCAAUACUACUGAAACAAGAGCUGCCAUACAGAAGUGUCCGCUUCACCGUGGUCAGUGACCCUCCAGAGGAUGAACAGGAUCUGGAGUGCGAGGACAUUGGCAUUGCUAACAUUGACCUCGCUGACAUGUUUCAGGAAGGGAGAGACAUCAUCGAGCAAAAUAUCGAUGUCUUCGAUGCACGGGGAGGUGGUGGACCUAUCGGCAAGCUCAGGGUAACCAUCAAAGCACUCCAUGCCCUCCGAUCCGUCUACGAGCAGCACAGAGACGACUUGGAGGCUGAAAAAAGCCGUUGCAGAGUGAAGCAAAAGAGACUGGAACUCAGAAAGCUCUCAGGAAUCACUGAGGAAGAAAUUAAGACAAGCAAGAAUUUGGGGAGCUCUUCAUGAGGAAUCUACUCAAAGACCACCUUCAUCCAAUUAAGAAGUGAAUGAAAAAACUGUUAGAAGGACUGUGCACUAACAGGCUGGAGGCGAGACAUGUGUCAGAGCUGACCCAGUCUCUGAAGGGAUUCUGCAAGAAGAAGAAGUCUUUGUGCAGGUAGUGGGUCAAGAAUGCCUUUUCAAAGCUUGUCUCACACCUCGUGUGGAAGAGGCCCCCAGGGAGGGCAAGGUUCCUGCAGAAUGCUUCGCAGUAGGAGGGAGGCAGGAGCCCUCCCCUUCUGUCCUCUAGGGCCCGCCAUCCAUCAACAUCACGACUCUUCAGUGUCCCAUGCAACAACCAAGAGCGACCUGGAAGCAAGUACCUGCUUCAUCAGGGGCUCUGGGGAAGGCUCAGAGAGCGUCCAGAAUAUCCAAAGCAAAAUGUCUCCUCCCCAUUGUCUCCCAGCGCCCCACCCACCCACCCACCAGGGCAGCCUUACACCUCCUCUUUGUCUUCUGAGCACACUCUAUAGACCUCUCCCUUGCCAGAGACCUGCUGCCACGGAGCCAGUCUCUCCUUCCUCCUAGAGAACCCGUCCUUUAAAAACCCCCUACCGCAGGUUGCUUUGGCUGUUACGCUCAUCCGCAGAUCAAGAGGCUCGCAAGCCUGGUGCACAGGCACCGAGUUUUCCAGCUCCCACCCCAUGACUCCCAUCCUCGGUAGAUGAUCUUGUCUGUCUUUACUUCUGUCACCCCUUAACUUGUCGUGUGCAAGCCUGCGUUUUCAAAUGAUGCAAAAUAGACCCAACACCUCAAUUCUGGAAGCUUACGGAAGUUCAGUCAGACGUUGACUCAGCCAUUGAAACUCCCUGUGUUGGAGUAAUUUACAUACGUAUCUGCGAGGAAAACGGAAGAGCCUGGUAGACAGCAUUUUAUGGCCUUUCUCCAUUAACUCGAGUAGACAAAAAGGAAGCACCACGGCCAAACAGAACUAUUCCCUCUGGUCUUUCUCCCUCUCCCAAAGAAAACAAAGAACAGAAACACCUGUGCUACCCCCUCCCCAACCUCACUUCACAGAGUCUGGGGAGCCCCGGCCGGCAUCAGUGAGGAGGGGGUCACCCCUGGACUGAAAAUCUCAAUGGCCCGGAUCAUCAAAGUCCCUCAUUUCUGUGAGUUUUGACUUGAGCUGAGGUCAGUGCAGGACAGGGGUGGGAAAUGUGACUGCCUGGAAGGGCUUUUUCAUUCUGGAGUGUCAGCUGUGGGUCAGACAGUCUCAGGGAAUAAGCUGUAAGUGGAGGUGAGUCUUUCCAUAUGUCUUGCAUGAAAAUUGAAAAUGAUCAUCUAAUGUAGUCCAGAAUCCCUCCAAAACAGUUUUAUUGUUUUGAAAAAGAAAAGGAAAAAUGUGAGCCAGGUCGAACGUCAUGGGGUCUCUAAUCCAAAUGAACAAAGCAGGAGAACAGUUCACCCCUGAAAUGGAGUCAAAGAGGGAUCCCAGCGGGUAACAGGUGGGGCUGUGUGUCCAAGUGGACAUUUCAUAAGGCACAAUUUGAUGAGGAUGAUGGCAUGGGAUAGUCACAGGAAUUCCAGACUUCCCAUUUGCUGAUGAGAGGAAAGAGGCUGCUGAACUCCUGAGAGAUCUUUAAAAUAAUUUUUCAGUACUUACUGAGGGAUUUGAUGUAUAAGUUACAAAAAAAAAA